This is a messenger RNA of Oncorhynchus keta (chum salmon), 1479 nucleotides long. RefSeq names its product G2/M phase-specific E3 ubiquitin-protein ligase-like. The record is from RefSeq and is a predicted model, not a curated record. Gene Ontology annotation, molecular function: ubiquitin-protein transferase activity. Bases 535 to 978 code for a protein of 147 amino acids. Lineage: Eukaryota; Metazoa; Chordata; Actinopteri; Salmoniformes; Salmonidae. The transcript is spliced from 3 exons.
CGAGUAUGGGCGGCAUCGAUUAUGCUGAGUGUCAUUAUUGUAACUUUUAUAACGUUUGCACAUGUCAGAUUUCAAUCGUUCAGGAGACAGAAUAAUGCUGGAGUCCAAAGGCGGCAAACCGGGAGAAGCAGGCUGAUAACUAUGAGGGUUUGCCUCAUCGCUGACCCUACCAUCCAGCAGCUGAACAGGAUAGAGUAUCCUGUCUGGCAGAUCAAAGUGCCCUAUGGUCAGGAGGAGAGCAGCUUUUUUGGGGGAAAACAUUCCCCCAGAUGAAUACAAAUUUAGAGGCCUUUAAGACAGGAGGAGGAGGCUCGUUCCCCUACAAAAAAAAGGUUUGUGUGGUUGAAUUGGUGGCUCAACAAUUUGUCCAAGGUGUUCUUGGAGCAGUAAGUCAACUCUGUCAUAAAUUUGUGAAGUACUUGUCAUUACCUUUUUAAUCAAUCCACCCCCCUCUAAAUCAAUACACAUCACUAUAUUGUCAUUAACACUUAUUUUAAAUAUACAUACUGUCUCUAAACCAUAACAGGUUGAAAUAUGGUGAGGCAUUGGGGAACCAUCCAGACAGCUUCCGAGCACUCCAUAAAGCCUCCCACUGCCAGGGACCUGUGGGACCUGCUUAAAGUAACCUAUUCCAUACCUGGCGGCAACCGGCCAUGUUUGGAGAACGACACCAUCUGCCACAGGUACAACUGGCUGGCUGAGGUGCAAGAUGGAGAAUGUCCUCCUCUAACAGUGGCGAUGGUGUUGGAGUUUGCUACUGGGGCAACGGUGGUGACACCCCUUGGGUUUGAGGACACCCCGACCAUCGAAUUCCUCCACACAGCGCGAGGGCGUCUCGCCAGGCAGCAGAAUAAAAAGUACCCAGAGGCAAACACGUGUGCUGUGACACUAAGGCUCCCUCUUCAUAGCACCUACAAUGCCUUUAGGGAAUUCAUGACCUCCUGUAUUGUGAAUUCCCCACAUUUUGGUGUUGCAUAAAAACAUUUUUACGAUACAAUUGUAUCUUGUAGCACUAAACUACAGUAGCAAUUGAGUGUUUGAAAAUGUAACUGCACAUCAACAUUUAAGCAUUUAUCUACUUACAUCUGUAUUGUUUGUACAGUGCAUUCGGGAAUGUAUUCAGACCCCUUGACUUUUUCCACAUUUUAUUAUGCUACAGCCUUAUUCAGAAAUGGAUACAAUAUUUUUUUACCCUCGUCAAUCUACACACAAUACCCCAUAAUGACCAAGCAAAAACAGGUUGAAAUUUUUGCAAAUGUAUAAAAAAAGGAAAUAUGACAUUUAUGACCCUUUACUCAGUACUUUGCUGAAGCACCUUUGUCAGCGAUUACACCAUAGGCUCUUCUUGGGUAUGACACUACAUGUUUUAUUAUUUAAUAGAUUUUAGAAUAAGGCUCUAAUGUAACAAAAUGUGGAAAAAGUGGGUCUGAAUACUUUCCAAAUACACUGAAUUUCCAUAUGGGCUGUUAUUGUUCACUC